AUGAAGUUUCUAGAAUAUCCAAUGCCGCUAUUGACACUGGAGGCCGCAACAUGGGUGGAUAUUAUGAGCCCGGUUCUACAGGUCUGCCUGCCGAAAGCCGGUAUCUGCAGAAGUUUUCCGUGUGAUAUGGUGUUGGCUCCAUUGAAGUUCCAAGGCCUGGGCAUCCCACAUCCGUUCGGCUCACAGGUUUCCAAGCAUAUCGAGACUCUCCUCCGUCAUUCGACCAACAAGACAAAAACCGGAGCCUACCUGGAAGCCGCUUUGCAAGAACACCAGCUCGAAACGGGCACUUCGUUCGGUGUCUUUCAGCAGGAUUAUUGCAACACUGCCGUCUUGGCUUCCGAUACAUGGAUAAAGCGAGUCUGGAAAGAAUUGGAGAACAUGGACAUCUAUGUGGCCUUUGAUUCUCCGGCCUUACCACUACGAUGCGUCGGUGAUGCUCUGCUGGUGGAAGUGUUUAUGGAUUUGGAGGUGAACCAAGACGAUCUGAAAUGGCUCAAUUGGUGUCGUAUGUUCCUUCAAGCGUGCACCGUUUCCGACAUUGUCACGGCUGAUGGACGAUGCAUCCGCCAGUCGGCUUGGUGCGGAGAGCGUGAUGAAAUCCACCGGUCCCCAUAUCAAUGGCCGCGGACAGUUCGACCAAACCGGAAUCACUGGCGUCUAUGGCAGGACACCUUGACCCGGGCACUUCUGCAGUCGGAUGACCCCUCUCAUCAUCUCCGCCAACCGUUGGGCCCUUGGUUUGACUCUAUUGACGACUGGAACUGGCUGGUUUCCCCAACGCAUGGCGUCUUUCAUCGUCAUGGACAUGCUUGGAGACACUACGGUCACCGAUUAGGUUCCUACUCCUCUAGCCGGCGGUUCCACAUGAGGCCGGCAUCUCACAGGACGUCUGGGAUUAAAACACCGAUGGCAGCCCUUGACGUCGCCGAAGCCCUCUCGCCGUCGGUUCCUUUUUGGACCAAGCCACUCCCAGAUGAUGUAUGCCGAGUGACAGCUCAGCCACUGCAUGGGUUAGAGGAGAUUGUGAUCUUGGGGGUGGGCCUGGAGCAUCAGUCUCCGCGACCAGUUCCCCAACCGUCCUUAUUCACUGCAUGGGAAGCAGCAUCAGCAGAAGUUGACGAGUACUUUGGAUGGACCCCCGAGGAACUUGAGAUUGUCGGUGAUGAAGGACGGCUGGUGGAGGCCUUACUGUCUGGUCACCUCUGCGUGAUAAGCGACGGAUCAUACAAGCGAGACCUGGGAACGGCGGCUGUCCAACUACUCCCAAGAAAAGGGGAGAAGGACCGCAUCAUUGUCCGGUGCCAGACUCCCGGAUUGCCCCAGGAUCAAAGCGCCUAUCGGAGUGAACUGAUCGGCUUGCUCGCAGGCAUCAUGGUUAUCGACUGGUUGCUCCACCAGUGGGCGCCGACGCUCCAAUCUAAACCCCGCGUAAGGAUAGCGUGUGAUGGGUUUUCCACCCUUCUCAAUACCUUUAGUGAUAAUCGAGUCACUCCCCAACAGGCGCAGUUUGACCUGGUCUCUUCCCUCCGCGAGGCCCUUGCGCGCUCCAAAGCAUCGUGGGAGCCUAGUCAUGUGUAUGGUCACCUUGACCACGCUACGCCCUUUUCGUCCCUGUCUUGGUGGUCCAAAAGGAAUGUUGAAGUGGAUAAUUGGGCAGUGGCAUACCGCCAUCAGUUGGAGGCUUCUAACCAACUGAUUGCACCCAAUGCUCGCUUCUUUACUGAGUUGGCCGCUCUCUACAUCGGAGGCGUUAAGCAGUCUCGAUUGGAUCCAGACUACAUCCAAGAGCUGUUUGCGCUUCCCGCCCUCCGCAAGAGGUGGCGCGAGAAACUCACGGUCACCCCAGGGCCGCGGACAGUUCGACCAAACCGGAAUCACUGGCGUCUAUGGCAGGACACCUUGACCCGGGCACUUCUGCAGUCGGAUGACCCCUCUCAUCAGCUCCGCCAACCGUUGGGCCCUUGGUUUGACCCUAUCGACGACUGGAACUGGCUGGUCUCCCCAACGCAUGGCGUCUUUCAUCGUCAUGGACACGCUUGGAGACACUACGGUCACCGAUCAGGUUCCUACUCCUCUAGCUGGAGGUUCCACAUGCGGCCUGCAUCUCACAGGACGGCUGGGAUUAAACGACCGAUAGCAGCCCUUGACGUCGCCGAAGCCCCCUCGCCGUCGGUUCCCUUUUGGACCAAGCCACUCCCAGAUGAUGUAUGCCGAGUGACAACCCAGCCACUGCAUGGGGUAGAGGAGUUUGUGAUUUCGGGGGUGGGCCUGGAGCAUCAGUCUCCGCGACCUGUCCUCCACCCGUCAUUAUUCACUGCUUGGGAAGCAGCUUCGGCAGAAGUUGACGAGUACUUUGGAUGGACCCCCAACGAACUUGAGAUUGUCGGUGAUGAAGGACGGCUGGUGGAGGCCUUACUCUCUGGUCAUCUUUGCGUGAUAAGCGACGGAUCAUACAAGCGAGCCCUGGGAACGGCGUCCGUCCAACUACUCCCACGAAAAGGGGAGAAGGACCGCAUCAUUGUUCGGUGCCAGACUCCCGGAUUGCCCCAGGAUCAAAGCGUCUAUCGGAGUGAACUGAUCGGCUUGCUCGCAGGCAUCAUGGUUGUUGACUGGUUGCUCCAACAGUGGGCGCCUAUGCUCCAUUCUAAACCCCGCGUAAGGAUAGCGUGUGAUGGGUUUUCCGCCCUUCUCAAUACCUUUAGUGAUAAUCGAGUCUCUCCCCACCAGGCGCAGUUUGACCUGGUCUCUUCCCUCCACAAGGCCCUUGCGCGCUCCAAAGCAUCGUGGGAGCCUAGUCAUGUGUAUGGUCACCUUGACCACGCUACGCCCUUUUCGUCCCUGUCUUGGUGGUCCAAAAGGAAUGUUGAAGUGGAUAAUUGGGCAGUGGCAUACCGCCAUCAGUUGGAGGCUUCUAACCAACUGAUUGCACCCAAUGCUCGCUUCUUUACUGAGUUGGCCGCUCUCUACAUCGGAGGCGUUAAGCAGUCUCGAUUGGAUCCAGACUACAUCCAAGAGCUGUUUGCGCUUCCCGCCCUCCGCAAGAGGUGGCGCGAGAAACUCACGGUCACCCCAGGGCCGCGGACAGUUCGACCAAACCGGAAUCACUGGCGUCUAUGGCAGGACACCUUGACCCGGGCACUUCUGCAGUCGGAUGACCCCUCUCAUCAGCUCCGCCAACCGUUGGGCCCUUGGUUUGACCCUAUCGACGACUGGAACUGGCUGGUCUCCCCAACGCAUGGCGUCUUUCAUCGUCAUGGACACGCUUGGAGACACUACGGUCACCGAUCAGGUUCCUACUCCUCUAGCUGGAGGUUCCACAUGCGGCCUGCAUCUCACAGGACGGCUGGGAUUAAACGACCGAUAGCAGCCCUUGACGUCGCCGAAGCCCCCUCGCCGUCGGUUCCCUUUUGGACCAAGCCACUCCCAGAUGAUGUAUGCCGAGUGACAACCCAGCCACUGCAUGGGGUAGAGGAGUUUGUGAUUUCGGGGGUGGGCCUGGAGCAUCAGUCUCCGCGACCUGUCCUCCACCCGUCAUUAUUCACUGCUUGGGAAGCAGCUUCGGCAGAAGUUGACGAGUACUUUGGAUGGACCCCCAACGAACUUGAGAUUGUCGGUGAUGAAGGACGGCUGGUGGAGGCCUUACUCUCUGGUCAUCUUUGCGUGAUAAGCGACGGAUCAUACAAGCGAGCCCUGGGAACGGCGUCCGUCCAACUACUCCCACGAAAAGGGGAGAAGGACCGCAUCAUUGUUCGGUGCCAGACUCCCGGAUUGCCCCAGGAUCAAAGCGUCUAUCGGAGUGAACUGAUCGGCUUGCUCGCAGGCAUCAUGGUUGUUGACUGGUUGCUCCAACAGUGGGCGCCUAUGCUCCAUUCUAAACCCCGCGUAAGGAUAGCGUGUGAUGGGUUUUCCGCCCUUCUCAAUACCUUUAGUGAUAAUCGAGUCUCUCCCCACCAGGCGCAGUUUGACCUGGUCUCUUCCCUCCACAAGGCCCUUGCGCGCUCCAAAGCAUCGUGGGAGCCUAGUCAUGUGUAUGGUCACCUUGACCACGCUACGCCCUUUUCGUCCCUGUCUUGGUGGUCCAAAAGGAAUGUUGAAGUGGAUAAUUGGGCAGUGGCAUACCGCCAUCAGUUGGAGGCUUCUAACCAACUGAUUGCACCCAAUGCUCGCUUCUUUACUGAGUUGGCCGCUCUCUACAUCGGAGGCGUUAAGCAGUCUCGAUUGGAUCCAGACUACAUCCAAGAGCUGUUUGCGCUUCCCGCCCUCCGCAAGAGGUGGCGCGAGAAACUCACGGUCACCCCAGGGCCGCGGACAGUUCGACCAAACCGGAAUCACUGGCGUCUAUGGCAGGACACCUUGACCCGGGCACUUCUGCAGUCGGAUGACCCCUCUCAUCAGCUCCGCCAACCGUUGGGCCCUUGGUUUGACCCUAUCGACGACUGGAACUGGCUGGUCUCCCCAACGCAUGGCGUCUUUCAUCGUCAUGGACACGCUUGGAGACACUACGGUCACCGAUCAGGUUCCUACUCCUCUAGCUGGAGGUUCCACAUGCGGCCUGCAUCUCACAGGACGGCUGGGAUUAAACGACCGAUAGCAGCCCUUGACGUCGCCGAAGCCCCCUCGCCGUCGGUUCCCUUUUGGACCAAGCCACUCCCAGAUGAUGUAUGCCGAGUGACAACCCAGCCACUGCAUGGGGUAGAGGAGUUUGUGAUUUCGGGGGUGGGCCUGGAGCAUCAGUCUCCGCGACCUGUCCUCCACCCGUCAUUAUUCACUGCUUGGGAAGCAGCUUCGGCAGAAGUUGACGAGUACUUUGGAUGGACCCCCAACGAACUUGAGAUUGUCGGUGAUGAAGGACGGCUGGUGGAGGCCUUACUCUCUGGUCAUCUUUGCGUGAUAAGCGACGGAUCAUACAAGCGAGCCCUGGGAACGGCGUCCGUCCAACUACUCCCACGAAAAGGGGAGAAGGACCGCAUCAUUGUUCGGUGCCAGACUCCCGGAUUGCCCCAGGAUCAAAGCGUCUAUCGGAGUGAACUGAUCGGCUUGCUCGCAGGCAUCAUGGUUGUUGACUGGUUGCUCCAACAGUGGGCGCCUAUGCUCCAUUCUAAACCCCGCGUAAGGAUAGCGUGUGAUGGGUUUUCCGCCCUUCUCAAUACCUUUAGUGAUAAUCGAGUCUCUCCCCACCAGGCGCAGUUUGACCUGGUCUCUUCCCUCCACAAGGCCCUUGCGCGCUCCAAAGCAUCGUGGGAGCCUAGUCAUGUGUAUGGUCACCUUGACCACGCUACGCCCUUUUCGUCCCUGUCUUGGUGGUCCAAAAGGAAUGUUGAAGUGGAUAAUUGGGCAGUGGCAUACCGCCAUCAGUUGGAGGCUUCUAACCAACUGAUUGCACCCAAUGCUCGCUUCUUUACUGAGCUGGCCGCUCUCUACAUCGGAGGCGUUAAGCAGUCUCGAUUGGACCCAGACUACAUCCAAGAGCUGGUGGCGCUUCCCGCCCUCCGCAAGAGGUGGCGCGAGAAACUCACCGUCACCCCAGGGAUACCCCGCAGUUUGUCCUAG
Messenger RNA from Cylindrotheca closterium, 5553 nucleotides. NCBI's taxonomy places the organism in Eukaryota, Bacillariophyta, Bacillariophyceae, Bacillariales, Bacillariaceae. The record is from the annotation of a GenBank genome assembly.